AUGGCGUUGAAUAUCAGUGGCUUAGUAGCUCUGCUUUUAUUCUAUGCCCUGACUUUAGCUAUUGGAGUAUGGGCUUCUCGGAAAACCAGACAGAAGAAGCACCAGAAGCCCAGUGAAGUAGCCAUGGUGGGAGGCAGGAACAUGAAUUUUUGCAUUGGGUUGUUCACGGCAACUGCGACAUGGGUUGGAGGAGCUUAUAUCAAUGGCACGGCUGAAACUGUCUACCACCCUUCAAAAGGACUGGUGUGGGUUCAAGCUCCAGUUGGCUUUGCUUUGUCUCUCCUUGUUGGAGGGUUCUUCUUUGUCAAGCCAAUGAGAAUGAGAAAUUACAUGACUCUGAUGGAUCCAAUCCAAGAGAUGUAUGGGAAUGUGAUGGGCUCUCUACUUUUUAUUCCUCCAUUGAUUGCGGACAUAUUCUGGUUUGCUGCUGUUCUUGCCUCUUUAGGAGCAACCAUGAAGGUCAUUUUGGACAUCCAGGGUUAUGUUGCCAUCAUUCUUUCUGCCUGUACAGUGAUAUUGUAUACUUUGCUAGGAGGUCUGUAUUCAGUGGCCUAUACAGAUGUGAUACAACUCAUCUUUAUAUUGCUCAGUCUGUGGAUUUGUAUCCCUUUCGCCAUCAUGAACCCUGCUACAGAAAACAUUUUUUAUACAGCUACCCACAAUAUAUCCCAAGCCCCUUGGACCGGAAAAAUAGAACCAGAGUUUUAUGGAAGAUGGUUUGAUGAUUUCUUAUAUUUGGUGCUUGGGGCCAUCCCAUGGCAAACCUAUUUCCAGCGAGUUCUCGCAGCUUCCUCCCACAAAGAAGCCAGAUUAAUUUCCUAUUUUUCUGGACUGGGCUGCUUCAGCAUGGCUAUCCCUUCUGUACUGAUAGGAGUGGUUGCUGCCUCCACAGACUGGAACCAAACCGACUAUGGCCUCCCCACCCCGUACGAAAGAAACGAGUCCGCUCUCAUACUUCCGCUAGUCCUUCAGCAUCUCUGCCCGAUGUAUAUCUCUGUCGGUGGUUUGGGUGCCAUCGCAGCUGCUGUGAUGUCCUCGGGAGAUUCUGCACUGCUCUCUGUCAGUUCCAUGUUUGCUCAUAACAUCUAUAGGAAAAUAUUCCGGAGAAAGGCAGCAGAGAAAGAGGUCCUGUGGGCAAUGAGAGGCUCCAUGGUGAUGUUUGGGAUAAUUUCAGCAGUUCUGGCUUUCUACUCCCAUUCGAUUUAUGACCUCUGGUUCUUGAGUGGAGAGCUAGUAUACACCCUCCUCUUCCCCCAGUUGUGUUGCGCUCUGUUUCUUCCCAGCACCAACACCUACGGCUCCGGGGUUGGGUUCUUCCUCGGCUUUCUUCUACGGUUAUUGGCAGGAGAACCAUCCCUGAAGAUCCCCCCUGUGAUCUGUUACUCGGGAUGCUCAGUGGUAGAAGGUGCCUGCGUCCAGCUCUUUCCAUUCAAGAUGGUCACCAUGCUGCUCACGCUACUCACCAUCGUCUCCACUUCCCAUCUAGCCAGCUUUAUGUUCAAGAGGGGAAUCCUUCCUGCUGAAUGGGACGUCUGCCAAGUUAUUACGGAUGACGCCGUGCCUGUUCCCUUCUCCUGGGGAGAAAGGCAGAUGGAUGUACGAAAAAAUCCAGACUUGUGAGCAAGCAGAGGAAGCGGGUUAUGAAAGAUAUUUGGCGGUAUCAUUCUCCUGUUCCCGCCGAUUGUUGGGAAGCUCCUUUGAGCGGUAGGAAGAAAAUAUCCCUCUGGUUCAGUUCCAAGCUGGGAGAAAGACACUGGAAACAUGGAGGCUGAUUGGAAAGAUGGUUUAUUGAUGAAGCAGGACCACCUGUAAUUCUGGGUAGCUGACAAAAUGGAGUUGAGGGGUGUGUGUUAUACCUUCUUUCGGCUUUGUAUUUGAGCUUCCUGUUCCUGUACCAAAACAUGUAUUCGAUUGGCUGUUGUCAGAUUCCUAUGGGGUCAUGUAGGGGUCAUAGCUGGCUCUAUAGGCAAAAAAGGAAAUGCAAAUCCUAGGUGUUUGUCUGAGCUAAGUUUGGUUGAAGUUUGGACUGCUCUGAAAGAGUGUUGGACAAGUCUAUUCCGGUUUAAUGGCUUUUGUCCUGUGUUGGAUCUUGACUGAGGGCUAAUCCUGUUUUGAAUGGAUUACCAAAUCUACAUUUUUAAAUGCCGCCUCUUCAGUAUCUGAUGGAGCUAUUAAAAGAGACUGAAUCUGUUUCCUGCCUCAAAAAAAGAAAAUGUUUCUCCAUUUUUCAUUAGGAAAAUAUAAUAUUCUGCCUUUUUACUAUUCCUCAAAAUAUUUCAUUCUUCCAGGAGGGUGAUAGUAGAGGUAAAAUGCUACUGGUUCACUCUGGUUCGGGAGAACCGGUAGUGAUAAAGACAACUGGUUCAGGCGAACCAGUAGUUUAAAAAAAAGCUACCGAUUCGACUAAAAAAGCUAUGAUCUGACGAUUAUCUGUGCCACACAGUUUAGCUUUGCUAGAAAGCAGGAUUUCCUGCUUUCUAGCGAAGCUAAACUCUCCACCACAGCUGAUCCCCCACCCCACCCGCUGUUCUACUUACCUUCCCAAGCCUCCUUUUGGUGUAUGCUGUGGGUGCAAACCGGUUCAGAUUUCACCACUGGAUGGUAGUUGCUAACUUUCUACAGAGCAAUGAAAAAAAAUUGGCUGAUAGGUCAGAAUUCAAAAUCACAGCAGUGUCUUUGCAUUAUAACAGCUGAAACACUUUUGCAAGUACCUCUGAUUGUAUAGCUGAGCUCUUUAUACGCCAAGAACAUUAAUUUAGAUGUAGUUAUGGAAGUACUGCCUGCUGUUUUUUUUACUGAAUAUUUAUUUUACUUAAUAUUUCAAUUCUGAGGUUACCUGACUCCAUAGUGAUUCUGGCAGUGAUUGUCUUACAAUUAAAAAUUUAAAAGAAAUGGAUGAGGAAACCACAGAAAAUAUUACUUUCCUUUGAUCCUUGCAGAAAUAGCAACACUGAUUACAUAGCACAUUUUAUCCACCCCAGGUCACCCCAAUGAAGUUGUUGAAGUGCUGUCCCGGUGUUUGGAAGCCGUACGGGUCUGGAUGGGGAGAAACAGGCUCAAGCUCAAUCCCUCCAAGACGGAGUGGCUGUGGAUGCCGGCAUCUCGAUUCAGUCAGCUGCAGCUGCAGCUGACUGUUGGAGGCGAGUUAUUGGCCCCAAAGGAUAGGGUGCGCAACUUAGGGGUCCUCCUGGAUGAGCGGCUGUCGUUUGAAGAUCAUCUGACGGCCGUCUCCAGGGGGGCCUUCCACCAGGUUCGCCUGGUUCGGCAGUUGCGCCCCUUCCUUGAUCGGGAUGCCUUGUGCACAGUCACUCACGCACUCGUUA
Messenger RNA from Ahaetulla prasina, 3323 nucleotides. RefSeq names its product high-affinity choline transporter 1-like. The record is from RefSeq and is a predicted model, not a curated record. Lineage: Eukaryota; Metazoa; Chordata; Lepidosauria; Squamata; Colubridae. Gene Ontology annotation, cellular component: plasma membrane. The transcript has 8 exons. Gene Ontology annotation, biological process: transmembrane transport; acetylcholine biosynthetic process; choline transport. Bases 1 to 1620 code for a protein of 539 amino acids. Gene Ontology annotation, molecular function: choline:sodium symporter activity.